CCACCGAGUAUGCAAGAUUACCACCUCGCCCAGUCAUGGCCCAAGGAGAGCACCAGCUACUGCUUCCACAGCGGCCGCAACCACGGCCUCGCCCCCGCAGCAUCGGUGGAGAGAUCGUCCAAGUUCAAGGCGGCCACAUUGUGCGCUCAACCGGCCGCAAAGACCGGCACAGCAAGGUCUGUACAGCCAAAGGCCCGCGCGACCGUCGCGUCCGCCUCUCCGCCCACACUGCCAUCCAGUUCUACGACGUCCAAGACCGUCUCGGCUACGACCGCCCCAGCAAAGCCGUCGACUGGCUCAUCAAACACGCCAAAACCGCCAUUGAUGAGCUCGCUGAGCUCCCUCCUUGGCAUCCUUCCACUACCUCCUCCUCCUCCACUGCUCCUCCUCAAGAACCUCUUCCCCCUUCUGGCAACUCCGGCAAGAAACCAUUAGACCCUGACAACAAUGCUUUCACCUUCGACAGUGGCUCUACUAGUAGCUUUCUCCCUCCUUCUCUCGAUUCCGACGCCAUUGCUGAUACUAUUAAGUCUUUCUUCCCAAUGGCCGCCGCCGCUGCCGGAGCUUCCAAUGAAUCCUCUUCCAGUUACCAGAACUACGCCCCACCUCCGGCCCAAGAUCUCCGGCUCUCACUUCAGUCAUUCCAAGACCAACACCACCACCACCACCAUGUUCAUUCUGCUCCUAUGCCACAGUCCAUCUUUUCAUUCGACCCUGGCUCUUCUCCCUGGUGGAACAUGCCAGCUGAGAGUAGCAGCGGUGGAGCUUACGGCUUUCGGUGGUGCUCCACCGCCAGUGAUGUCAGUGCACCCGUUGGUGCUAGGACAAAACCCGCUUAUCACACAGAGGGGACCCCUCAGUCCAGUAACUCGCCCUCGCUCCGUGCUUGGAUGGACCCUGUCAAUGCCGCUGCCGCCUCGGGUGUUCUCCCGAUGCUUCACCCGUCAUCUCUGCCCUCGGUUUCGGCCAUGGGCGGUGGCGCUGCCGGCGUUGGCUUCUCGGGUUUUCGCAUGCCUGCUCGGUUCCAGGGUGAGGAGGAGCAUGACGGCUUGUCUGACAAGCCGUCCUCUGCUUCCUCAGCUUCUCGCCAUUGAUGGAAGAUGAAGAAGAGAAUGAUCUGACAACCUUCACUUGCUUCUGCUACUACUGCUACUACUACCUCUGAAGGGGCUAUUGCUUCUUGUUGAGGAGGAUCAAAUGCACCAAAUUGAUUACUUGGUUUGUCAGUUCUUCUCUUUUACUUCUCCCUUCCACAAUGUCUUUGUUUUAAUGUCUUUGGUUGUUUGUUUGUUAUGUGUCUGUUGCUCUUGCAUUGCUAGACUUUGGUUCUUCUUCUUCUUUCUUCUUCUUCUUCUUGCUGUUGCAUUGAUCUUUAGUGUAGUAAAACUUUGUUUUAAUUGAUGUGUUGUCUUGGCGAUUUGGAUUCUGUUUUCUGAAUGGGAGUAAUAAGAACAUUUAGCCAUGAUUGUUAUCA
Messenger RNA from Dioscorea cayenensis subsp. rotundata (Guinea yam), 1474 nucleotides. RefSeq names its product transcription factor TCP4-like. Gene Ontology annotation, molecular function: sequence-specific DNA binding; DNA-binding transcription factor activity. The record is from RefSeq and is a predicted model, not a curated record. NCBI's taxonomy places the organism in Eukaryota, Viridiplantae, Streptophyta, Magnoliopsida, Dioscoreales, Dioscoreaceae. Gene Ontology annotation, cellular component: nucleus. Gene Ontology annotation, biological process: regulation of secondary shoot formation.